Messenger RNA from Hemibagrus wyckioides, 3760 nucleotides. It is a transcript of the gene wrap53, whose product is annotated as WD repeat containing, antisense to TP53. The record is from RefSeq and is a predicted model, not a curated record. The transcript has 11 exons. Gene Ontology annotation, biological process: Cajal body organization. The coding region runs from base 363 to 1919 and encodes 518 amino acids. Lineage: Eukaryota; Metazoa; Chordata; Actinopteri; Siluriformes; Bagridae. Gene Ontology annotation, molecular function: protein binding; RNA binding. Gene Ontology annotation, cellular component: Cajal body.
GCGAGAUUUGGACCAUUGUUUCUGAUAAUGGCGGCGCCCUGUGUGUAAACACGCAGCAUGUGUUUUGAUUAUUAUUGACAGAUGCGCUGUGUUUGCGCGUAUAGAAUAAUCGGUAGAAAGAAAUUUAACGAAAGGACAGCAAGGUGCGGCUUUUUUUUCCCCGGACAGGUGACUCAAAAUUUAUGUUUCUCUUUCUGUAACUUUACUACAUGAACAAUUUGGCGGGGAAAACAAACUCAUGCAUUCUGCAUGCAGGCUUCAGUUUUGCACCGACAUUACCUUAAUGGCCCAGUCUUCUGUCUGAGAGUGAAGGUUUUUACCCACACACACUUCUAGACUCAGGAACUGAGAGAGGUGCGAGUAUGUCCGAUCCUGGAACCUGCCGUGAUGGAGGAACAGGACAGGAGGCAGAAGCUGAUGGAGUUUCACCUUAUGCUGAGCCUCUUCCAUCCUGCACUGAAGAGGAAGCUCAAUCUGCUGCCAAACAGCCACCUCUUGUUGAAGGGAUGGGGAUAGACUUCAGUCAGCCUGAGACAUGCACCGAGACACUGACAAGAGUUAGUGAAGUGUUCGGUCAGUCAGAAGAUGCUCUAGAGAGACCUGGAGAAUUGACCCAAAAUAAUGAAGACAGGCAAGAAAAUGAAGAGACAUUCACAGCACCUGAGGGAAGAGAGGAUGGAGAAGGAGAUGAGCAGGAAAACACUGAACCAGAGCCCAAUGAGUAUCAACACCAAUACCUGGGCCUGGAUUUCAGUCAGAACCUUCAGAUGCUCACAGGCUCCUGGGCAGAAUUCACCCAGACUCCGGAGAACUACCUCAGGGGCUGCAAAUGGGCUCCAGAUGGUUCCUGUAUCCUCUCGAACAGUGCAGAUAAUGUGCUGCGUGUGUAUAAUCUCCCACCCGAGCUCUACAGCAACAGCUGGGAUCUGCUCUCAGAGAUGAGUCCGGUGCUGAGGAUGCCUGAAGGAGACACCGUCUAUGACUACUGCUGGUUUCCAAAGAUGAGCUCUUUAGAUCCAGACACCUGCUUUAUUGCUAGCAGUAGCCGUGACAACCCGGUCCACAUAUGGGAUGCUUUCCAUGGUAACCUUCGUGCAACAUUUCGUCCCUACAACCACCUGGACGAGCUGACGGCGGCCCAUUCGCUGUGUUUCUCUCCGGAUGGCUCUCAGCUCUACUGCGGCUUUGAUAAGAUGGUCAGGGUGUUCUACACAGAGCGGCCUGGACGGGACUGUGAGCAGAGGCCUACUGUCGUGAAGAAACAGGGCCAGAGUGGUAUAAUCUCUUGCAUGGCAUUUAGUCCUUCUCAGCCAGUGUAUGCUUGCGGUUCGUACUCGCGCACAGUGGGUCUAUACUCAUGUGAGGACGGAUCAAUGUUGGCUUUCUUGCCACAGCGCCACCAUGGUGGAGUCACACACCUGCUCUUCUCACCGGAUGGCAACCAGCUGUACACAGGUGGCCGUAAGGAUCCAGAGAUCUUGUGCUGGGAUCUCCGAGAUCCGGGUCGGGUUCUUUUCUCUCUACACAGAAAUGUGAGCACUAACCAACGCAUUUACUUUGACCUUGAUCCAUCUGGCCGGUACCUUGUGAGCGGAAACACAGCGGGAAUGAUUUCAGUAUGGGAUACACUCACAGCCCCUCCUGAUGGUAAUGAAGAGGUGCUGAGGCCCGUGCUCCAGUUUCAGGCUCACACAGACUGCACUAAUGGCAUCAGUCUUCAUCCUUUUAUGCCGUUAGUGGCAUCCUGCAGCGGUCAGCGUCAGUUCUCGUGGCCUGGAGACAGCGAUGACUCAGACUCAGACGAGGACAGGAUGAUGACAUCCAGCGACAUCAGAGAGGACAAUGGGCUCGUGCUGUGGUGGGUGGGACCACUGGGUUCAACCAACGAACAGGGGCAGGAAGAAGGGAGCACAGCUUGAGAACUGUUCCAUUUCUUCGUGAACCGGACCAAGAUUUACAAAGUGCCAGGUUGCAGAAACGACAGAGAAACGAAUGUACAUGUGUAUCGUGUAAUGUCUCUCAAAGACAAUCUUACAAAAAUGGAGCUUAAGACUUUAUUGAUUUUUGAGGAGCUUGUAAAGUGUUUUAUAGUGAAUGUCUUUCGCAGGUAUUGAUGCUAGGGGAAGGGAAUUUAAAAGCUCAGUUAAUUACGAAAAAAAAGCCAAGCAGUGAACUUUUUCAAUUCGUUAGUGAAUUAGUUCAAUUUAAUGUGAAUAAGGAGUUUUAAGUUUUUGUUAAGGGGAUUGGAUUCUCUUUAGUGCUUGUAUUGCACUGAUCACUUCUCAAUAGCGGUUUUACUUUUGGUUUCUUGAACUUGCGGUAUUCGCUGAUUUGUUUAUAGCAACUAUUGGGGGGAAAAAGGCAUUCUCGGUCUUUGGAGAAAUUGAAAGACGUUUUCUUGAACACAGAUCUUCUUAAAUGGUCAUGUUGGAGGAAAGAAUAGAAGCAAACACUGAAUCAUCUCUUGGCAUUCCGUGUAAUUUCUCCUCCACUGCUCAUCCAAUCUAAUUCUUCUGCUCCAUUGAGAUUCUGCUCCAUUUAUUUCUUCUUCUAUGUGUAGUUCUGCCAUGUACAUCUGUGAAUCAUUUUUAACCAAUGAUAACAUGGAUGUAAGAACCAGCUUUGCUGUAACCCCAAUGAGUCUGGGUAUCCGCACUGAUUUGUACAUUUUUUUGGGUGACAGUUGUGAACAUGGAUACAACUCUAUUAUAAGAUCCACACUGUUCUUCUCCAACAUCCCUCAUAUGCUAUAUACAGUGGGCUAUUUGUAGAUUGUAAUUAACUUUAUAAAAUUCUAUCUCUUGAUCCUUAUUAUUAAAGGUGCAGUUUGACAUUUUUAAACCUGCAAAAAUAAAAGUUUCUUUUUUUUAAUUUUUUUUAAAAACCCUGAUGCAUUAUUUUGUCAGGUAAUUAUUCUCCACAAGGUAUGAGGAUCAUGUCAGUCUAUACUGUAAACAAUUGAAGUGAAAUGCAGCUGCAUAGGAAUAUGCAUCAAAACCCAUACUCCACUAAUACUUCUUAUGAGUUGAUAUUAAUCUAAAAUUAAAAACAGUUAAACACAAUUAAAUGAGAAGUGAAGUACAGUCAUGCGGGUAUUUACAGCUUUUUCUUGUUUUUGUAACCACUGAUUUGAAACAUUAUUUGUUUUUUCAUUUUUAAUCCAGAUGUUUGUUCCUAAUCACAGAUCCUGAACAUCCUUCUCUAAAGGUUAAAGGAUUUGAUUUGCCUAUAUACAAAACUUCUGGUGUUUUUUUCCCCCUUCUGCACCAGUUGGUAGCAUUUUUAGUAUCAGUUUGGUACUUUUUCCUUAGCAUCUUUUUCCUCAGCUUUAUGCUGUGGAAAUUAAAUUUAUACAAGGGUUAUUUCUCUUCAGAUUUUUUUAAGUAAGAAUACAUGGUGAUAAUGGGCAAGACAUUUAAUUUCUGGUCAUGUAAAUGCUGUAGCUAGGUAUGUAGCUUGUGUAACAAUAUAGCAAUAGCCAGGUAAACCAUCGCCACAGCUAAUUAAUCUAGACUUACAGCCUGCUUUAAACAGGUCUUUGUGAGUGCAGUUCUUGAUUCUGUCCACAAGAGGCGCUGUUUACGUUACAAGCAGAGGGGAAAAAACAUUAACUAAAUUUCACACAUGCUAUCUGUCUUUGCAGAGCUGCUGUUUUUGUCAUGCUAUUGGGUCAUUUAUUGUGUUUCCUUUCCACAUUUUGUGCCAAAUGAUUUUUCUCUUUCAUAUGCAUUUUUUUAAAUGUGGGAAUACAGAACUUUAA